UUACUUCAACAUCACUGUCAUGCUUUGUCAGCUUAUGUUUUUGUGCACUCGUGUAGUAUUUCCGAAGGCCUCAUUCAUUGUACUGCACUCCCUGACUGCUUAUGUAAUUUUCACAAACACAUUCAGACGGUCACACAGGCACACACCCCUUUGGUCAUCUCACCAGAGGUCAACUGAAACACAACGCAAGGUGAGUCAACCACUUUGCAGUGGUGCAUACAUCACCAGUUAUUUUCAGAUGGGGAGGGUUCAGGAGAGACAUUCACAUGGUCAUUGCAUCAAGGGACCACUCAGGGAACACACAGGUAAUAAUUCAUUGUCCACAGGAAAAAACACACACAGUCAUAACUCAAAACACAGUUACGUAACACACACAACAGUUUUACUAUACUUGUAAGAACCUCUGCUUUAUUAGUGUUUAUUUCAGAACUACUAGCAUCAAUAUUAUUUUUAGAAAAAUAAAUGAAAUCUAACUAAACCUACUCCGAUUUCUAACAUAAAACUCAAAACUUUGAGCUGCCUGUAAAAGCAGUACAUAGCAACUAAAUAUUCUCACCUUUCCUGAUGCAUGACGAAUGAGGAAAUUCAUUUGCAAACACACACUUCCUACUGUGCACAAAAGACAAAGCACUCAUAAUUAAGCAUAAUUAGAACCUGAUGUCAUGUGGCGUUUAAUCUCACUUUCUAUUCAACUCAUCUCAUUUUUUUUGUCUUGUUUGGCUCAAGAAAGAAGUCAACAUCCUCAUCUGGUAUGCAGAGGAGCAGACAGAUUUAAAGAGAAUAAGAUAAAAGGGUGGAACAGUCAACCACAGAGGGUGAGGUGUGUGUGAGAGACGAUGAUGAAACAAGAGGAGAGAAUGCCAUGAGGAGGCUAAAGUGGGGCAAAGAAGAGGGAGGACGGCGACAAAAAAGAGGAGAACGAGGUGAAACUACCAGGGAGGGAAAGCAACAGAACAAGAAAGAGAGAGAGAGAGAGUGAGGCAAUGCUACGCUAGUGUUCACGCAGAACAGCAGAGAUAUAAAUAAAGUGACUAAAGAGUGUGUGUUCCUGUGUGUUCAAGCCUGUGUGUGUUUGUUUGUGUCCUGGCACAACUCCCGGGAGUAGACACUUUCAUGCUGCCAAAGUUUCACUCGGUCUACCACCAUGCCAGGGUCAAUGCAGACACGCACACGCAGACACAAAAACCAGGGCAUGGCAUUGGAUAAGCCACCAAUCGAGACAGAAAUAGGGAUAUAGACAGAGAUAGAGGGAAAGAGAGAAGGCAGUGGAGGAAUUAAUGACAGAGUGACAGUGAAGAUAAAGAGUGAGAAGCGCAGUACAGGAAAAAAAAAUGGGUAGAGAUAGAUCUGAAAAAGGCAGAAAGAGGGGGAGAGGGAGAGAGGGAGAGAGAGAGAGAGAGGGAGAGAGAGGGAGGAUCACUGGGCUCCGCGAGCAUGCGAGGAUCAGCAGCAACAGAACGAGACGGAGAGAGAGAGAGAGAUAGAGAGCGGUAAAGAGUCUGAGGAGAGCGCUACUGAGGACUAAAGGACUAUCAGAGAUGAGACAGAGACAACGAGAACAAGGGAGAGGAGAAGUAUGCGGACCAAAGAGGAGGAUAAGAAAAGAACGAACCCGCAACGCCCAGAGAAUCCAUCCAACUCCUCAUCUGCGAGCCACUGGUUAGAGGCAGAGAAAAGCUGUGAAAGUGAUGUCCAGUCAGAAGUAGCUAAAGCAAUAAGGAGGUCAUUAAUAGAAGGACACUGAGCGUGUAUACCCUUAUUGGAUAUUGAAUUCCUGUCUCCAGCUUCUACAUACAAACUCUCCCACACCGGCUCAAAAAUACACUGGAUUCAUCUGGAUAAACAAAAGCUGGAAACAUUGCUGCUUUCCAUUGGAUAUAAUCUGGUUGACGUUGGCUAAUGUCACCACUCGCCUCUAUACCGUUCAGCUCCUCAGGGGGCUGAGCCAGUCUGUAGUGGAGCAUGGGCAGGAGGGUGGCGGAUCCAACCAAUCCUGUGCCUGCGCUGGGGGUUCCCCUGGCAGGGGGGCGAUGGGGCCUGCCGUGCAGUGUCGGGGUGCAAACAUCUCCCGGGCUGCGGAUUCUCCCAUCCAUCAAACGACACGGCAACCAACCAACCAACACGCAUCGGCCACUCACCAGGGCAACAGAAAAACCAACUUCAGCGGAGACAGCGGAAGUUAUCAGAAGUGACAGCAACAGUCUGCCGGUGUCCAAAGAGACAUCUCAGAACAAGAUCAACAGUCUGACACAGGACGACAUGGGGUCACAAGGGUCAGGCAACGGAGUUUACUGCCAGAUUAAAUCUGUACGGACAAAUUCCAAGGAUACAAGAGCUAAAAGGACAGCUAGGUAUACAAAUGGCAGUGUGGUAACCUCUGAUGUGGUGGGAGGAGUUUGCACUGAGGUCACAGAGGGUAAGGAGCUAACCCACGAGAGGAGGAGGGUGCAGUCUUUACGCGGGGAGGGCCAUCGAUCUGUACUAAAGACGGCAAGUGUUUGUACGACCAUGCACGCCACCCUACCGCGGCCCUGUCGAAUGAUGACGACUUCCCCAUCCCGCCUUUGUGGGACGUGUGGGAGGAAACGUUCACAGAUCACACCAUGCACAGGUGCAUGUCGCAGGAGGGCUCUCAAUCAAAUAACAGCCAGCCAGACGUUACCUAAUCCAUCACGGACACAGUCUGUGGCUCUGAACCAGUCGAGGAAAGAGUCUGCUGUGGACUCCAAAAACACAGACACAGCAAAGACCUCCAUGCACACUUCAGUAAAGACUACUCAGAUACCACAGCUGUCACACACUAUACCGAAAACACACAGCUCACAUUCCAACCACACAGUCCACACUCAGAACAAAACAAAAGAUUCAAAGCAGCGGACCAGGCCACAUUCUGCAGACCUUACUCUUUACAAGGAUUCAGCCACACAAACAACAGACAUAUACACACAAAACAACACAGACCGGACCACACCUACGACACACACACAACAAGCACACACACCAUCUGCAGAAGAAACAGACAAAAACAAGAAUGACUCGGCUGAAAUUCAGCACCCUGAUGAACACAAACACACAUCAGCUUGUAUCACUUCUAAAUCUCAAGCUUCUUCCCUUCACAGUCGCUCAAAAUCUAUCAACACUCCACCCAUUCCCCCGAAAAACUCUCCUAAACCCACUCGUUCCCAACUAGGUACACCUGUAGUGCAAACCAAAAACAGCCAGGAGAACGUGAAACAAACAUCCUCAGAACGGAAUAAACUCAUGGACUACGCAAGACAGAAGAGCAAGUCAUUUGAUGACCACACUCUACCUUGUAAGACUCAUAUGAAAGCACAAUGUAAUGGGGCUCCUGGAGGAUUGUUGGGUGGAAAAGCAGUAAAUGCGCCACGUGGGCUGGAGAGUCAGCUUCAGAGUGUGGAGGAGAACCUAGUGUCCAACCAGGAGAAGAUCAAGGUGCUUCUCAACGUCAUUCAAGACCUGGAGAAGAGCAAGGCUCUCAGCGAAGGUCGCAGCUCAUACAGAACUGGUCAGGACAUUAACAACUGCCCCACCUGCCAAAAGACAGCCUGCAUCAUCUACAGUGUGGAGCAUGAUUUUCGACAGCAGGAGGUACGCUUACUGGGGGUAAUGGAGGCUCUGGAGGGGGAGUAUGAUGUGCCUGCCCCCACUCUGAACAAGCCCACGCUAGCUCCUUCCUCUUCCAACCGCCCAAACACUAAGGCCCGUGUCAAGAAAUUUCGCAAGAAGUGUUUCUGGUGGCUGUAAAGCUUUGGGGAAAACCCACAACUACCUUUCUGGCCAUAUGGCACAUGAGUGAUGAUUAUAUUUCAGGAGAACAGAGACCCCAACAUUUUGGAAUAAAGCAUCUCUCUCAUGGUCCCGUGGGCAUGUUUAAGUGUCAUUAAAAUCAACUGGAGCAUUCCUGUAAAUGGCACUUUUUCCACAGAAAUCCAUCGUCAGCUCUGAAAAUAUACACCAGGGGACCAGUUAAAGAAAGAGGAAAUGCAAGAUGGAGGAAGGACAAGAGGACCAAAAGAGCAGCUGAACUUUCCUCUCAGAUGUGUCUAAGAGGGAGAUCAAGAUCACUAUGACCUUCUCUCUGUGGAAUCCAGACCUCAGCGACUGAUUUGUGAUUAACUUUAAGUGAGAAUACUGUUUUCUCAUAACAGUUCUGUAACAGAAAAAUGAAGCAUUAACACUUUGGAUGACAGACGGGUGUACUGUUUGUCACUUGGCUGAGUGGUUGUCUAGACAGAUGGACAGAUGCAUGAUCGGAGACAUGCCAAGACGGAUUCACGCCUACAAUAGACAAUGAAUCUUCAGUUUCAACAGUUUUUGGCUGAAGCAAUAAGCAGGGAAAUCGGAACAAUUUUUGAAAUCCAAGGAACUAAUGGGAAUACUGUGUCUUUGGAUGGCUUGAUAGCCAAAAUUUGAAUGUAGCAGCAACUGAACAGCAAAGAGGAUACAAGUGGGAAACAAGAUGAUGAGCUCUCUGGAAACAGAGCUAGCUCACUGGAUGGAUAUCAGGCUUUGGGAGUGUGCAGUGGAGAUUAAAAAUUGUAUAAAGAAUACUUAAGAGACAAUGUGAUAGGCAGCUGAUCACAGACUGACAGGCCGUGUCAGAUAAUUUCAAAUUCUGUCAACGUUGUCUGACAGAGUGAUUGAUUCUCCCCUUUAUCAACAUCCAAAAUGGAAGUGUUUUGAUGUAAGCUCAAUCUUGUUUCAAGGAUUUUGACACAGUCACAUACACGUUCAUGCAAACACACACACAUAACAUACUCACUGAAACAAAAGCAAGAACUCUGCGCACACACACAUUACACAGUACAGGAUACUCAUACUGUACACACACUUGUGAACCAGUGCAAACUAGGGGUAGACCAGUUAUCACUUCACAGUUAGUUAUUGGCUUGUGUUCAUGUUUCAAAUAUGUAUCAAUAUUUGCAAAGUCUGAGCGAAUAAAAAACAAAUUGUGCAGAAGAAUGCCCUAUUGUUGUGCAACAUAUGGAGACCACAAAACCAUCCGUUUCAUGUGAUUUAGCACCCACCAACUGUGACUUUCUACAGUUUCACAGUGAGUACAUGCAGUAAAUUGUCUAGUAAAAUCAAAACAGAUUUUUUGAAAAGUUAUUCCCCAAUCAUCUUGUUUACACAUACAUUUAAUAUACAGUAGAUAAUCAUUUCCAUAUCUAGCAUUUGUUAAAGCUAGCUGGUUAAUUAGGCCACAACAGAGCAACAAAGAUCAAUGCUAAAAACAUACAAUCUCACAUAAAUAUCAAAAAACAUUAUCAGGUCAAGGUAUGUUAUCCCAUUCAAAAGUGCAAUUUUAACUAAUUAAACAACGCCUUUGUAAAACCAUAACCAAUUAGUAAAAGAAUAUCAUACUAUAUCACAAACUAUAUAUUGGCAGACAUGCCUUUCAUCGGAAAUGAAAUCUUUUAAAAAAAAAAAAAAAAAAAAAUGUAUGGGUCUAUCCCAGUUGCAAACAUACACUAUUAUUUUGCACACACACACACACACAUACACACACACACUGCUUAGUUUACUGCAGUUUAGAGUGUAUCCACUAAUCUCACAAGGUCGUACUUCAGCUGCCUCUGGAUGACACAACUUAGAAUCCUGGAUGACACCAAUCUUACUAAUUAAAGGUGGAGUCAGCAAAUGUGGAGAAAGAUCGUGGAUAUUUGGUUUCAGCACAUUAGCAUGUGCCAGAUUUACCGCCCCUCUCACUCCCACUGCCAGCUCCCCCCCCACCACCAUCUCUCCUUCUCCUCCCCUCGCUCUUGUCCUGUGCACAAGCACGAAUGCCCCCUGUUGCUGUUGGCUGGAAUGGUGUAUUUCCCAUUUACAGAGCGAGGGCUGUGUACAAACACCAGGUUUUUUCAGCGUGUACACAGAAAGUACAGGUAGCAGACUGUGAAGGGAUAUUUGCUGAAUUGGACAAAAAUUGUACUGAAUGAGAAUCGCUAACUGCACCUUUAACUAUAACACUCUGAGCUCCUACAAUGUCACUCCCCCUGAUCUUCCUCUUCUAUGUACAAUAAAAGUGUGUAUUUUAAACAAAA
Larimichthys crocea (large yellow croaker) is the source of this 6065-nucleotide messenger RNA. It is a transcript of the gene insyn2b, whose product is annotated as inhibitory synaptic factor family member 2B. The coding region runs from base 1963 to 3765 and encodes 600 amino acids. NCBI's taxonomy places the organism in Eukaryota, Metazoa, Chordata, Actinopteri, Sciaenidae. The record is from RefSeq and is a predicted model, not a curated record. The transcript has 4 exons.